Closterium sp. Naga37s-1 is the source of this 1125-nucleotide messenger RNA. The record is from the annotation of a GenBank genome assembly. NCBI's taxonomy places the organism in Eukaryota, Viridiplantae, Streptophyta, Zygnematophyceae, Desmidiales, Closteriaceae.
AUGGUGAUUGAAGGCUGGCUUGAGCCAGAGCGCAUUGUCGUUGCGUCUGCAGGUUCCGGUAGUUCGCCGGCAGUGUCUGGCUCGGUGGCUGCCUCGACGAGGCCGCCCCUGCCGUCUGCACCAAAACCGCUUCCCUCCGUGCCCGAGGCCUUGAAUCCACCAAAGCCGGCUCUACCUGUUGCAGAGCCUCAACCUCCCGCUGCGGCUGCUCCUCACGCGCACGCUCCUGCAGGCCCUGCUCCUGUUGCUCCUGUUGAGUCUCCGGCUCCCCUCGUCGUUGUUGAUGCCCCUCCGGGCACCCCGAUCCUCGCUGCGCCACUUGCCUCUGUCGCCCACGCUGCACCGCUCGCUCCCGUUGGUUUGUCGCCGCCGGCGGUGUCCACCACCACUGGCGGCCCGGGCCCAGUUGAGGUGGGGGGGGGGGGCGUUGCGCAGCCAGCUCCCGUCCUACCGAUUGCGGCGGUAUCGGUGCCUCCCCCGGACGUCCAGGCGGCUCCUGUUCCUGCGCCGCUCGCUGCUGCUCCCCCUGCUCAGUGUCAGCCAUCUCCGGGCCGCCGGCAGCAUCGGCCUCACUCCCCUGCGCCACGUGACGAGCGGGAGACGACGCGGUGGCGACACGAUUCUCCUCGGCGCCCCGUUCCUCCUCCUCCUGCUCCCUCUGCAUCUGUUGCUGCUCUUGGGAACCGUAUGCGCCUGCCGUGGGUUCCUCCUGUGGCGGGUAUGGAGUUCGUGACCGCAGGAGGAGGACCGGUGAUGGCGCAGUAUCCAUCUCUACUGCCCGUGGCUCCUCCUCCUCCGGCUGCUGUGCUACCUCAGCAGACACUGGUGGGGCCAUCUCCAUCAGCCGUGGUGUCUGAGGCGUCUCUAGGGCAGUUGUGGCGCCUCUCUGAGGGCCUGCGGGCUGUUCACCUGAUUCAGGUGUAUGGUCACGCAGCGCUCUCCCAGGGUGUUCCUCUGGAUGGAGGCCCUCGGGACGAGUGCUUGGAUGCCGCUGAUCGGCUGGGCGAGCUCCUGGCGCCCGUGUUGGCUGCUCUCGCGCGGGGUGGAGUUGCGGCGUUGUACAGCUUGGGACUGCAGUCCGUGGUUUGCGCCGGUUCUUGCGCGCAGGGACUGCAGUCGACUUGA